UUUGUUAUCACUCAUGCGCUCAUACUCGUCCUUCGCUGACGUUCAUGUCGAUUUCACUCUUCACUCAUUCACUCCCCUUGUCGACUAAAGGCAAUUUUAAAUUAAUUUGGAUAAAAGUAACAGUACUCUAGAGGUUUUGUGUAAAAUUAUUAUAUGAUGCUAGGUGCCUAAUAAUAAAUUAGUCAACAUUUAUUGCAGCACGGUCUCUGCCAACAACACAAAGAGGGAGGAUAUAGAACAAAGAGUAACAAAAUUCCAGUGAACCAUGUCUCAAUCAUACUACAGUGAUGCAGAGGACUCCCUGCCAGACACUGACACUGAUACCGGAGGUUUAAGGAAGAGGAAAAUCUGGGAUCCUGAAACUGAAUCAAUAGCUUCUGAAAUAAAAGACCUUUUGGAUGAUGAUGUAAAUUCAUUGGUAGAAGAGGACUGCAUUGGCUGUCCUCUACCAUCUACCCCCGAAGACGAGAAUGUUCUCGAUUCGGAAAUGAGUGACGUACUUAAAGCGGCCGUCCUAGCCGCCUUGUUACCAAAAUUUUCAGGCGACGAAAUAGAUAUUACCACUCUGGCACAGAAUGCGGCAACACAAGCGGAAAAUGUCGUUAGGAAAAUGAUUGCAGUCGGCUGGAGCGUCUGUCACUUUCAUCAUUUGCCCGAAUGGUUGCAGGAUAAUGACUUUUUACAAAGAGGACAUCGACCACCACUGCCCAGUUUUAGAGCUUGUUUUAAAAGCAUUUUUAGAAUUCAUACUGAGACUGGAAAUAUAUGGACCCAUAUGCUUGGCUGUGUAGCGUUUAUAGGUAUAGCGAUUUAUUUCCUGAUGCGCCCGACCCUGGAAAUAGAACUGCAAGAAAAAAUAGUUUUUGGAGCCUUUUUUGCCGGAGCGAUUAUAUGCUUGGGUUGUUCCUUUAUCUUCCACACCGUGAACUGUCACUCCCGAUUCGUAGGAAAACUAUUCUCUAAACUGGAUUAUUGUGGAAUAGCUCUAUUGAUCAUGGGCAGCUUUGUACCAUGGCUGUAUUAUGGAUUUUACUGCCAUUUUAAACCUAAGGUUAUUUACCUGUCAGUGGUAUGCGCCCUAGGAGUAACUAGCAUAAUGGUUUCUUUAUGGGACAAAUUUUCGGAAUCUGGCUGGAGGCCCUUUAGAGCUGGGGUAUUUAUGACUUUUGGAUUAAGCGGAAUAAUUCCUGCCAUUCAUUUUGGGGUCGUCGAGGGCUGGUUUACGCACGUUAGCCAGAAGUCACUUGGAUGGCUUAUUUUAAUGGGGGUUCUUUACAUCGUUGGAGCUAUGCUUUACGCCUUACGUGUCCCAGAACGAUGGUUUCCCGGCAAAUUUGACAUCUGGUUCCACUCACAUCAGAUUUUCCACGUGUUUGUGUUAGGGGGCGCACUCGUGCACUACCACGGUAUAUCAGAGAUGGCGAUGCACCGAGUUACCAUUGGGCAGUGCGAGAUUCCGAAUAAUUUGAUCUAUUAACUAAACUGUAGUCUGUUUGUUUUUUAAAUCAAUUUUGCAGAUAUCGGGUAAUACUGUUAAAAAAGGCAAUCCGAACUGCCCGAGGUGAACACUUGGUACGAGUGAUCAUUUUGGGAAGGGUCGCUAACUACUUAUACACAGGGAACCAAAGAAGUGUUUUUAUUGAGUAUAUUGAUGUCUUCGAGAGAAUUUUUGCGAUCUGAAUAUACGAGAGCAGAGAGUAGUUUC
This is a messenger RNA of Anthonomus grandis grandis, 1705 nucleotides long. RefSeq names its product adiponectin receptor protein. Gene Ontology annotation, molecular function: signaling receptor activity. Bases 266 to 1477 code for a protein of 403 amino acids. Gene Ontology annotation, biological process: adiponectin-activated signaling pathway. The record is from RefSeq and is a predicted model, not a curated record. The transcript has 8 exons. Gene Ontology annotation, cellular component: plasma membrane. NCBI's taxonomy places the organism in Eukaryota, Metazoa, Arthropoda, Insecta, Coleoptera, Curculionidae.